Podospora anserina S mat+ is the source of this 2634-nucleotide messenger RNA. RefSeq lists its product as uncharacterized. Gene Ontology annotation, molecular function: small GTPase binding; nuclear import signal receptor activity. NCBI's taxonomy places the organism in Eukaryota, Fungi, Ascomycota, Sordariomycetes, Sordariales, Podosporaceae. The coding region runs from base 1 to 2634 and encodes 877 amino acids. Gene Ontology annotation, cellular component: cytoplasm; nucleus. Gene Ontology annotation, biological process: protein import into nucleus. The record is from RefSeq and is a predicted model, not a curated record. The transcript has 5 exons.
AUGGAAGGCUCUCCGGACAUCAACACUGUCCUCACCAACUCGCUGAGCCCUGAUGGCGCGCUCCGUAAUGCCGCUGAGCAGCAGCUCAUCCAGGCCGCCGAGCAAAACUUUUCACAAUACCUCCUGACGCUCGUCCAAGCGUUGGCGAAUGAAAAUGCCGAAGGACAUAUUCGAGCCGCCGCCGGUAUCGCUCUCAAGAACGCCUUCAGUGCCCGCGAGUUUGCCAGACAACAGUCUUUACAAGCGAAAUGGCUGAACCAGACCGACCAAGAAACCAAGACCCGCGUCAAGCAGCUGGCUCUCGAGACGCUUUCCUCCACAAAUGCCCAGGCCGGCCAGGCUUGCGCUCAGGUCGUCGCUGCCAUCGCGGCGAUCGAGCUGCCCCGUGACCAGUGGCCAGAUCUUAUGGCGUCUCUUGUCCGCAACGUCAGCGAAGGCAGCCCCCACCAGAAGCAGGCCUCCCUCACAACUAUCGGGUUCAUCUGCGAGAGCCAAGAUCAGGAUCUGAGGAACAGCUUGAUUGCCCAUUCGAACGCCAUCUUGACGGCAGUAGUACAGGGUGCUCGCAAGGAGGAGACCAACCUCGAGGUCCGUCUCGCUGCCAUCACCGCGUUGGGUGACUCCCUCGAAUUUGUCGGAAACAAUUUCAAGCACGAAGGCGAGCGCAACUACAUCAUGCAGGUUGUCUGCGAGGCCACUCAGGCCGAGGACUCUCGGAUUCAGCAGGGUGCUUAUGGCUGCCUGAACCGCAUCAUGGCUCUCUACUAUGAGAACAUGCGGUUCUACAUGGAGAAGGCUCUGUUUGGUCUUACCAUUUUGGGCAUGAAGAGCGAUGACGAGGAUGUUGCCAAGUUGGCGGUUGAGUUCUGGAGCACAGUAUGCGAGGAGGAGAUUGCCAUUGAAGAUGACAAUGCCCAGGUCGAGAGCUCCGAGCAGAUGCGCCCAUUCUACAACUUCAGUCGCGUUGCCACCAACGAGGUCGUCCCUGUUCUCCUCGCCCUCCUCACCAAGCAGGACGAGGACGCUUCAGACGACGAGUACAACAUCUCGCGUGCCGCCUACCAGUGCUUGCAGCUCUAUGCCCAGUCGGUUGGAGCUGCUAUUGUCCCUCCAGUUAUUGCGUUUGUCGAGGCCAACCUCCGCCACGACGACUGGCAUUACCGUGAUGCCGCCGUCUCUGCCUUUGGUGCUAUCAUGGACGGUCCGGAAGAAAAGACCUUGGAGGGGAUUGUCAAGUCAGGAAUGGGCCCUCUCAUUGCCAUGAUGGAUGAUCCUUCCAUCCACGUUAGGGAUUCGACCGCUUAUGCGCUCGGCCGUAUCACCGAGACCUGCGCCGAUGCCAUUGACCCUACUCAGCACCUGGAUGCUCUGAUCCGCUCGCUCUUCAACGGUCUUAUGAACACUCCCAAGAUGGCCGCUUCUUGCUGCUGGGCCCUGAUGAACAUUGCCGAGAGAUUUUCUGGUGACGGCGAGUCCGCUCAAAACCCCUUGACUCCUCACUUCAACCAGAGCGUCACAAACCUGCUUGCUGUCACCGGCAGAAUGGACUGCGAGGCUUCCGUCAGGACUGCUGCCUAUGAGGUUCUGAACACGUUCGUGCGCAACGCUGCCAGCGAGAGUCUCCAGGCUGUCGCCUCUCUUUCCACCGUUACCAUCGAGCGAUUGGAGGGCACCAUCCCAAUGCAGGCCCAGGUCGUCAGCAUUGAAGACAAGAUCAUCCUCGAGGACAUGCAGACCAGUCUCUGCACCGUCCUCCAGGCCAUCAUCGAGCGCCUGGACAAGGAGAUCGCUCCUCAGGGUGACCGUAUCAUGCAGUGCCUGCUCCAGAUUCUGAGCAGCGUCAACGGAAAGUCUAGUGUACCCGAGGGCGCUUUCACAACCAUCAGCAGUCUUGCCAAUGCGAUGGAGGAGGACUUCGUCAAGUACAUGGAUGCCUUUUCUCCAUUCCUUUACAAUGCUCUUGGCAACCAAGAAGAGCCGGGUCUCUGCUCGAUGGCUAUUGGCCUCGUCAGCGAUAUCACACGGUCCAUGGGCGAGCGCAGCCAGCCUUGGUGCGAUAACUUCAUGAACUACCUGCUGAACAACCUCAGGAGCACUGCUCUUGCGAACCAGUUCAAGCCUGCCAUCCUCCAAUGCUUUGGCGAUAUUGCUGGCGCUAUUGGUGGCCACUUUGAGACAUACCUCUCCGUCGUUGCGCAGGUAUUGCAGCAAGCUGCUACCGUCACCGCCGGCGCCGAAGGCUCCUAUGAAAUGUUCGACUAUGUCAUCACCCUGAGAGAAGGCAUUAUGGAUGCUUGGGGUGGCAUCAUCGGAGCCAUGAAGUCUGGCAACAAGACCGCUGUCCUCGAGCCAUAUGUUCAGUCAAUCUUUGAGAUGCUGAACGUCAUCGCCAACGAUGCUAACCGCAGCGAAGCUUUGAUGCGGUCUGCCAUGGGUGUCAUCGGUGAUCUUGCCGAUGCUUAUCCUAAUGGCCAGCUGGUUGAAGCCUUCCGUGCGGAUUGGCUGACCGCCAUGAUCAAGGAGACGCGCCAGAACCGCGAGUUCCAGCCCCGCACCAUUGAGACUGCUCGCUGGGCCCGCGAACAAGUCAAGCGUCAAAUCGGCGGCGCUCAGGGCAUGAUGUCGCAAACAUGA